AUGGCCGACCAACCCGACCAACCCUUGGCUGACCCAGAGACCUCUGGUUCCCCUAUAGACCUCUCCCUCUUCACCUUCACCAGCCUGCUCAACGAAGACCCGCGAGGGAAGACCAUCAACCUGCUCGGUACUUACCCUUCGUCCAAGCCUUCAGACUCGAAUGGGACGACCCAGCUGGCGCCCGCGGUGCUGCUCGCUGAGAAGACGCAUUUUGACAAGGAGAGGAUUGGCGAGUAUGUAAGGGAUGGGAUUGGCGAGCUCCAGGUUCUGGGGGUGAACGAUAUCUACAACUGGCUCUUGGGAUGGGCAAAGUCCAGCACCGAGGCGCCCCGUGAUGCGGACGUGAAGAUCACCCUGAUCAGGGACGCGUCCGAGACGCAUAUCCGGAAAUACAGCAAGCAGGAGAUGCGCAUGGUGCACGAGACGCCGGAGGUGUACCGCUCGGUCGUCCUUCCCUACAUAGACGCACUUCCUCGAGAACGGAUCCAAUGGGUGUAUAAUAUCCUAGAAGGAAAGAGCGAGGAGCCGAUCCUCUCUUCCACGCCGACGCAUGUCCUCCUCCCCGACAUGAAAUGGGACCAGAACCCAUCAUCCCUCUACCUCACGGGUAUAUUCCGCGAUCCCAGCCUGCGGUCAAUCCGCGACCUGUGGAACAAGCAUGUGGGGAUGCUUAAGGAUAUCCGGGCGGACGCUAGGAGAGUGGUGAAGGAGAGAUGGGAUGUAGAGCCUGGAGAACUAAGGAUUUAUUUCCAUUAUUUACCGAGCUAUUACCAUCUCCAUGUGCAUAUUACAAGGCUCACCCUGUCAAUAGGGGGGAUGUACGUGGGCCACGCCCACCUGCUGGACGACGUCAUCUCCCUACUCGAACUUGACAAGGACGACGCACUUGGGAUAAUGCAGAACCGGACACUGACUUACGUCCUGGGUGAACAGAACGCGCUCUAUGAGAGAAUGGUGAACGCCCAGGUUGGGUUGGAGGCAUGA
Messenger RNA from Dacryopinax primogenitus, 984 nucleotides. RefSeq names its product scavenger mRNA decapping enzyme. The record is from RefSeq and is a predicted model, not a curated record. Gene Ontology annotation, molecular function: RNA 7-methylguanosine cap binding; hydrolase activity. Gene Ontology annotation, biological process: deadenylation-dependent decapping of nuclear-transcribed mRNA. Lineage: Eukaryota; Fungi; Basidiomycota; Dacrymycetes; Dacrymycetales; Dacrymycetaceae. Gene Ontology annotation, cellular component: P-body; nucleus. The transcript has 7 exons. The coding region runs from base 1 to 984 and encodes 327 amino acids.